UCUCCCACCAUCCUUAUCUAUACACUGUGUUAUCAUUUUCCGCUCACUUUUUUGUUUUUCUGUUAAUUUUGGUGACUUUUUUCUUGUUUUUUGCGAAAAUGCUUUGAAUACCUCGAGGUAUUUUCUGUUGGGUUAUAUGGUGUGAUCAUUUCAGCUCGUUGUUGAAAAUAAAUUAGCUGCUAGCUUCUCCAUUUCUGUUGAAUACAAGUAAUUCAUUAUUAUGGCCACCAUAAGACAUUCUCUGCAAACGGAAAUAUUCCGGCCGAUCGAUGAACGUUUGAUGACGUUCGUUCAUGUGUAUAAACCAUUCAAGAAAAAAAAGACUUCACAUUUUCUGUGUUUAACUGUCACAAAAGAAGCACCUAUGGUUUUUUAUAUUCACCAGGUGAAGAAAACGGAGAAAAAUAUCUUGAAGAAGAAAAGAUGUUGGACGUUAUCAGCGUUGAAAGUAGUGGAUGGAAUAUCUAGCUUCAAAGCUGACGAACAAGGUUUCGAUUUACAUUUCGAUAAAGUUUAUAAAUGGACAGCUGUGAACCUCCAAGAAAGACAGACUUUUCUCGUUAUUCUUUGGAAGCAAUGUAUGAAUUCAAUGACUGGAGCAAAACCUGAGUUUAAGAAUUUACCCAAAGAAUGGCUUAUUACACACGGAAGUAGUCUUCCGGUUAAACCCGUAGGCGCCAUGGGAGACGUUGGAAAUACUUCGGAUAAUGUGGUAAUCGUUGAACCAGAAGAAUACCAAGCUUUAGGGGAAAAAGAAGAAAGCGAUUUGGAGAAAAUGAUGUCACAAAUCGGUUUCUCUGCUAGCAAUGCCGAAGAAUUUGUUGAAAAACUCACCAAUCAGUUGUCUGUUUUAGAUGAGGAGAAUUUAGAAAGUGUUUUGUCAUCUGAACAAGAAGUCGCUGAAUUAAUUAAUCAAUUGGAUUUCGCCAUCAAUGAAGUUGAAAAUCUAGAAACACAGCUUGAUUCAUACGAUGAAAUUCUCAGCCACGUUCGCACUACUAUUGAAAAAAUGGAUCAAAAGAAUUACCUCAUACAAAUGGUCAAUAAGAAUAACGAUAAAUUACUUUCUCAAUUAAUUAAAGUCGCUAAUCAAUUGGAGCUUUCUAGUAAGCAUCAAAUAGCGCUCAUAGAUGCAGAUUUAACUAAUCCAAACAGUUUAAGAGAAGCCAUAGUUGCUGCCAGAGAGCUACAGGCUGUGAUGAACGCUGAAAUACACCCAGCUUUGGUGCAGUUAACCGCUGUACAAGAACAGAAAAAGAAAUUCGACAAGUGGAAGAAUAAGUUCGCUCACAUUCUGUCUCGCCAUUUAAAUAACCUCUUCAUUCAUAUCGGUAACGAUACUAGUAAGCUGAGGCUUUCCGGAGGCGAGUUGAAUUUACCUAUUCGUUCACAGUUCCAUAAAGAACUCAGUGCCUAUACUCCUCUGAUGCAUUGGUGCAAAGUUAUGGAAAGAAAAGCAUACAUUGCUUUAAUGAAAGUAUAUACUUCUUCGAUGGCCAAAUUAUAUGAAAGGGACAUAAAACAGUUCAUGGAAGAGGCGAAACUUCGUAUUAUUGGGAACCGAGCCAAUUCUUUAGGGGACGAUUCUAGACGAACGUCUAUCGGUGCUAAAGGCUACAGUAGCAGUGGUUUACUGGGAGUAGAAAGAGAUCAGUGGUCUCAAGAUAUCGAUCUGGAAGAACGUGCUAGAUUCGAUCAAAUUCUAGAAGUCGUUCUAUCUCAAUUAGAACCGGUGUGUUUAUCAGAACAGAAUUUCUGUAUAUCUUUCUUCCAACUUGAUGUACUUAGUCCUACAACCAAAAAUACUCAAACCACAUUAGAUGGAUUUUCCGAAGAUUCUCGCAAAAUUGAACAAGAGAACUUACAAAUUCCGCAGAAAAAAAUCGAGAAAAAAAUCAACGAAGAAGUGCGUCGUAUGAUGAGUGAAAUAUUCGGCUGUAUUGAAGGAGAAUUAUUAAAUUUUAUUCAACAUCAUGAAAAAAUGGAUAAUGUAUACUGCAUGUCGGCGCUGAUACGCUUAUCUGAACAUGUUAUGUCAGCCCAAGAUACUGGGUCAUUCCUGAGUAUAACUUUCGGAUCUGUAUUAGUUCAUGUAAAAAGAAGUUACGAUAAAUACAUGCAGAUUCAAGAGAAAUCCAUUAUAGAAGCUCGCCUCCCUCGCAAAGCAAAAUGUGGUAUUAUACCAUUUGUUGCCAACUUUGAAGAAUUUGCGACAACCGCCGAAAGUAUGUUCAAAAACACUGAAAGAAGAACUGACUUAGAUAAGUGGUACGUUCGGCUAAUGUCUACAAUUUUUGAAACAAUAGUGAAUAUUGCCGGUGAACAUCCUAAAACACCUCCGGAAGUCGUAAAAAUGGAAAAUUUCCAUCAUUUACACGCAUUACUUUCCCAAUUGAAAAUCAGCGUAUUGGAUGGCCACCGAAAAGAAGCCAAGCAGAAGUACAAUGAAGCUUUGAAAGCAUAUGUGACCCGAUAUUUUGGACGUCCUUUAGAAAAACUUAAUUUGUUUUUCGAAGGAGUACAAGGUAAAGUAGCUCAAGGAGUCAAAGAAUCUGAGAUUAGUUACCAAAUGGCCUAUAGCAAACAAGAGCUUCGACGAGUGAUACGAGAAUACCCGGCUCGUGAGGUUAAAAAAGGACUCGAUCACUUGUAUCGUAAAGUGGAUAAACAUUUAUGCGAAGAAGAAAAUCUAUUACAGGUCGUAUGGAGAGAAAUGCAAGACGAAUUUAUUCAACAAUAUAAAUCUAUUGAAGAAAUAAUUCAAAGAUGUUAUCCUGGUUCGAUGAUAUGUUUAGAAUUUUCCAUCGAAGAUAUUCUACAAUUUUUCUCUGAAAUUGCCCGUUCGCAUUGAUCUUGAUUCAUCUAUACAAUAUCGUCGUAUUUAAUUCAUCAUGUUGAUUAUGUAUAUUGUAUCUAUUAUCUAAAUGAGUUUCUCAUUUUUGUUAUUCAUUCUAAUUCAUUUUUCUGUUACGAAAUCAUUUUUUAUAUUAUGCCCUUGUUAUAUUAUUGUAUGCAUAAACUAUUCACUCAAUUA
Planococcus citri (citrus mealybug) is the source of this 3034-nucleotide messenger RNA. It is a transcript of the gene Sec3, whose product is annotated as exocyst complex component Sec3. The record is from RefSeq and is a predicted model, not a curated record. Bases 221 to 2851 code for a protein of 876 amino acids. Gene Ontology annotation, molecular function: phosphatidylinositol-4,5-bisphosphate binding. Gene Ontology annotation, biological process: exocytosis; Golgi to plasma membrane transport. The transcript is spliced from 16 exons. NCBI's taxonomy places the organism in Eukaryota, Metazoa, Arthropoda, Insecta, Hemiptera, Pseudococcidae. Gene Ontology annotation, cellular component: plasma membrane; exocyst.